AUGAACGGCUACGGCAGAUUCGCUGCGCUAUCCAAUUUGCAGGAAGAAGACGAAAUAAAAGAAAAUGAAGCAGAUGAUAAUGACGUGGAGGUUGAUCCUUCUUCUGGAGAAUAUGACGCAGCCUCGUUACCUGUCGAAAGUUGGGACGCGACUUCGGAGCUCAGCCUCGGCCUCGGGCACCGCGAGAUGACCACGAGGUCGGAUUCGCCAGGCGCAGACAAUCCUGUUGAUGAAGCCAGGUUUAAACCUGACGUGGUGUGCGAAAACUGCCAAGGUGUGUUCCUGGCAGAGGGGCAGGAAGGGACGGGCCGUCUUCGCGUGGACGUGGCGAACGCCUCGGGCUGCCGCCUGUGUGAUGCGCUCCUCCACAUUUGGGCACCAGAGUUCCACAAUGAGCGCUAUAUCGAUCUUGAUUUUUGGUUUGUGCCUCGAGAGGGCUUCUUCAUGGGCGUACUGGAUGUCAUCUUCAGGCCGACCAGACAGCUCUCGGCAGCGCUGCAGACAGCAAGGUUUGGGUUUCAAAUGUUCAAGGACAAGGACGCAGCUAAGUGA
Molecule: messenger RNA, 552 nt
Organism: Penicillium pulvis
Lineage: Eukaryota; Fungi; Ascomycota; Eurotiomycetes; Eurotiales; Aspergillaceae
Exons: 2
Coding region: 1-552 (183 amino acids)
Source: RefSeq, a predicted model, not a curated record